Molecule: messenger RNA, 3444 nt
Organism: Nasonia vitripennis (jewel wasp)
Lineage: Eukaryota; Metazoa; Arthropoda; Insecta; Hymenoptera; Pteromalidae
Gene: FipoQ
Product: F-box/LRR-repeat protein fbxl-1
Exons: 7
Coding region: 1282-2832 (516 amino acids)
Biological process (GO): SCF-dependent proteasomal ubiquitin-dependent protein catabolic process; positive regulation of protein ubiquitination
Cellular component (GO): SCF ubiquitin ligase complex
Molecular function (GO): protein binding
Source: RefSeq, a predicted model, not a curated record
UCAUAAUAGAAUCGUUGUAAUCCUGAACGAUGUCGCGCAAUAGCACAGGAAAGUUGCAUAAAGCGUUAUGACUGGUUUACAACGAAUCUCUAUAGAUUUUCAAAUCCGAACCGACGGGCCGCAGCCGAGUAAAAACAAAACGAUAAAAAACUUUUCGCGAAGUGUUCUCAUGUCUACUGCGAUGCUUUUAAUGAAGAGUAAAAAAUAUAUUGCGACCUUUACCUUAGAACCGUCUAUUUUUAGACCGGGUUUACUUCCUUCUAUCGUUUCGCGAUCGUUAACUAUUGAAUCAGGUUGUAGUAUCGGGAUAUUUCGUGGCAAAAAGUCAAUCGCUACCGCGAACGGGAUGAAAAAUCCCGGUAUCAUGCGCGUUGCCGUACGUUAUCGUUUAAAAUCAUACUAGUGACUGAUGUAUACAAGAAUACCGAAAUUUCGAUUAUCCACGCAGACAAUUAAGACGAUUCCCCUGGCGUCGGGAAAAAAGCAUGGAAACUUGAGUAAUUGUAGAAAGUUGGGGGUAUUUAUUCGGAAUCCGCCGCAUAUGAAGAUUAAAUGCCGUCGAUAAAUUAUAAUCCCCGAAAGGCGGCCAAAAAUUUGUCUGGCGCGCUCAUUGCUUUUUGGCAGCGUCCGAUGGGAUUUGCCGAAUAAUGCAGAUAUCCGCGCCGUUCAAGAAUCGUUCGAUCGAUGUUUUUUUCCAAAACAAAAUUUCGAGAACGGGGACGAGAACGACAACAUUAUCGCGCGGUAAAGCUCCAUAUUAGCGAAACAAAAAAAAAAAACGAUCGAAAAUAUUUGUUCUCCAAAUACCGAUCUUCCGUCCGAAAAAAGCAACGCUGUCAAUCAGUCGUCGAUGUUAAACUCGUUCUGAAUACGGAAUUUCUCUGAUUUACGGCCGCGGACCAGACGGGCCGCGCGCUUGUUGCACCGGUGCAUGUUUAAUUUUAAGCCUGAACCGAGUCUCGCAGAGUGUAUAUUUAGUCUAGCUGCGCAUGCGCGAUCAGAUCAAACAGCGAUGAAUAUCGUGACUUUGGGCCGAAAUUCGCGAGAGCGAAUAUACAAAACUUGAGUGCGUUUUUUUUCGGGCCAGAAACGCUCGUAAAUUCCCGUGUGCCGAGGCGUGGGUGCAGGAGUCGUCCGCCGGAAAAAAGUCGUCCGCGAGAGUACGUGUCGAGUGCGUGUCGCGCGUGCGGUCGAGCCCUCUGCCUGCCAGUUAGCAUCACAGUACACACGGCCAUUUUAGCUCGGCUCGAAUUGUUGAAAAAUUUGUGAAAAGCGCGAAAGAUGGAGGGUCUCGACGUCUGGGGUCAGAUCGCGGUGGAGACCUCGCAGAUGUACGUGAGCGAGGGCGGCGUCAUAAAGAGCCGAUUCGCGAACACCACGAUAGAGUCGCUGGAUCCGAAGAUUAUCCUGCACGUAUUCAGCUACCUGUCCCACCGGGAGAUAUGUCGCAUGGCCAGGGUGUGCAAGAAGUGGCGCACGAUCGCCUAUGACAGCAAGCUGUGGUCGCACGUAUCGCUGAGGCCCGAGGUCAGCGGUCUCCACGUCAACUCGCUCGACACCCUGCUGCAUCUGAUAAGCGUGCGCUUCGGGGCGUCCCUGCGCUACAUCGAACUGCCAAUCGAGCUGAUCACCCACACGGUCUUUCACGAGCUCUCGAACAAGUGCCCCAACCUGACGCACAUGCUGCUCGACUUCUCCACGGCCAUGCAGCUCCACGACUUCUCGGAGAUGCAGGCCUUCCCCACGAAGCUCCAGUACCUCUGCAUCUGCCUCUCGGGCGUCAUCUUCAUGGAGGGCUUCAUGAGCAAGAUCUACAACUUCAUCAACGGCCUCAAGAUCCUGCACCUCAUAGGAACUUACGAGAAGAUCGAGGAGGAGGACGACGGCGAGCAGCUAUACGAUGUGGUGAGCAUCGCCAAGCUCAGGCCGGCCGUCCCUAACCUCAGGGUGAUCAACUUCUACGGCAUCAACUUCAUCAGGGACGCCAACUUUGACGAGCUUUCCAACUGCAUACAGCUCGAGUGCCUGGCCAUCAACUUCUGCCCCAAGGUCACGGGCGAGAAGCUGAAGAACCUCGUCCAGAGAUGCAGGCGGCUCAGGUGCCUCCUCAUGCAGGGCACCAGCCUCAGGAGCGAGUACUUGAUGGAGAUCGAGUGGGAGAAGGUCAACAUCCAGGAGCUCGACAUCACGGCGACGGACCUGUCGACCGAGUGCCUCGUCGACAUGCUCACUCGGAUCCCGAGUCUGCGCUUCCUCAGCGCCGGCCAGCUCAACGGCUUCAACGACAGCGUCCUCAAGGCCUGGACGGAGCAGGGCAACCCUCGCAACCUCCUCGCUCUCGACCUCGACAGCUCGGACAAUCUCACGGACGACGCUCUGCACAAGUUCCUCUCGCGGCACGGACACCAGCUCUGGGCCAUAGCCCUCUCGGGGAUGCCCCACAUCACCGACCAGCUCUGGCAGACCGUCCUGCCCAUCUUGAACAACGCCAAAAUCAUCGUGAUGGGGACGCAGGAGAGGCUGGGCGUCAACAUCCACGUGGACCAGCUGAUGGACUGCAUAGCCAACCACUGCCCGAACCUCGAGCGCCUCGAGCUGCGCUGGGACCCGGAGAACCUGAGAUUCUCCGACAAAAGCCAAAAGGCCAUCGACAUUCUGAGAGUCAAGUGCACCAAGCUCAGGUGUCUGACGCUCAGCGACGGCAGGUACUACGAGAUCGUCAAGGCCAACUUUGAACGAGCCGACAGGACUACCGUCGUCCGAACGACAACUUGUUGCCGAGUUUCCAACUACUACAUGCUGCUCAACUACAAAGAUCUCAUCUUCAACUGAUACACGUUGCUGCCGAUCGACGUGACGGGGAAACUCCGAAACAAAGUAUUUCCACGCGGUAUUUCUUUUCUAAGCUCCUGCACGAGGAGACUCGACGAUACAUGUAUAUUGUACAGUAUAAUACGCGGGCGCUUCUUCGUUAAAUGUAAAAAGGAAGCUUUGCGCAACGUCCUGUAAACGUGCUCGGCGCUUCUUACACAAUGCACGUUUUGUGCCUCGACGAAUAACGAGAAAAGAUGGAGGAGAGGCUGCCAGAAGCUGGCGCUGUCGUCUAUUUGGCUUUGUCGCUUAUAUUAUAUUGUAAUUGAUUAAACUUGCGCGGGACGUCGUUGCGCUUCCCGAUUGUCAUAUUCGCUGACGCGUCAAUUCCCACGGCUUUGCAUACACACGACAAUUUGUAAAAAAAAAAAGCAUGUUCCGAAUAAAAAAAGGUUAUUUGUUGACAGAGAGAAUACACUCUAUACGUGUCUCGAGACGUGUGUGUGUGUGCGCGCGCGCGCGCGUGCGUGUGUGUGCGUGUGUUUGAACUAAUGUAUUGUUAUUAACACCAAAGAGUAUAUUUUUAUAGAUACGUAAAUAUAGCUGUGUUUGAAUAAAUACCAGUACUCAUAA